Molecule: messenger RNA, 951 nt
Organism: Mangifera indica (mango)
Lineage: Eukaryota; Viridiplantae; Streptophyta; Magnoliopsida; Sapindales; Anacardiaceae
Product: ATP-dependent Clp protease ATP-binding subunit CLPT2, chloroplastic-like
Exons: 5
Coding region: 28-735 (235 amino acids)
Source: RefSeq, a predicted model, not a curated record
UUUCCGAACUGCAGAAGCUAAAAAGAAAUGGCCGCUCACUUUCUCUGCAAUCUUCCUCCCACCCUCCAAAUUCUUCAAUUGAAUUCUACAGCUAAAAAGAACUGUCCAUCAUCUCCCUUUCCACAAAAAAAAUGGCUAAUAGGUGCCAGGAUUAUCCUAAAAAGCAACACUCUCUCUCUUCAAUCAUCACAUCUCAAACCCGACAGAUUAAAGCGCCGCCCCAUCGCGGCCACCGUCUUGUCUAGCCUACCUACCGCGGCAACGAUUGGUAGUGCGUCAGCUCCCAAAUGGUCAUGUAGAGCAAUAAAGUCAUUUGUUAUGGCUGAGUUGGAAGCCAGGAAACUCAAGUACCCAAAUACUGGAACUGAAGCUCUUCUUAUGGGGAUCUUGAUUGAGGGUACCAGUGAAGCUGCAAAAUUUCUACGGGCUAAUCGAGUAACACUCUCCAAGGUUCGUGAAGAGACUGUCAAGUUGCUUGGUAAGGGUGAGAUGUACUUUUUUAGUCCUGAGCAUCCUCCUUUGACUGAAGCUGCUCGAAGGGCCAUUGAUAAGGCGAUUGAUAAAAAGCUAAAAUCUGGUGAUAGUGGAGAACUAACGACAUGUGAUUUGCUUCUUGGCAUUUGGUCGGAAGUGGAUUCAGCUGGUCACAAGAUAAUGGCUACCCUUGACUUUAGUGAUGACAAAGCCGAGGAACUGGAGUCCUUGAUUUCUAAACCUGGGUUUGUAGCUGACUAAUACCUGCCCUCACAUUCUAUGUGUCCACUGAUGCAAUUCUAAGCUUUUGAUUGAGAUGAACCUACUUUCUUGUUCUCAUGCUUGAAGCCUUCGCAAGACAUAACAAUAGUUCGCAGUAGGUCCUUUGACAUUGCAUUCUCAUGUGUGAGUUGUUCAUGUAUUUUAGUUUGAAUCCGGAAGGCAUCAAUUUUUCAAAUGGGGAUUCGUUUUGUGGUA